AGUUGGAAAAAGGACCAUUGCCCUGUGGGCUGUGGCUGGCGUAGUACUGUAUGUCGAUUGUCUUUGUUAUCUCGGCGAAAAACCGUUACCCCACUCGCUAGUUCGUGCGCCAAGUAAAACCUCAUUCCAUUCUAUAGGCUGCUUUUCGACAAAAAAUCUGCAAUUUGCUGGAUUGGACAUCCUAAUGCAUUGUUUCUUCUAUUCCUCCACUUCCUUUCUCUCGCAUACCUCAACAAAACCUCAACUUUCUGUUACUUCACUUGCAACUAUCGAUGACCAUCAACGCUCAGCUUUUGCUGGCUUGGCUAGAACUCCAAGAUAUAACCUCAGACCGUUCUUGACUCCAGUGGGUUUGCGUCUUACCGAACAAGUUCUGGUCCACUGCAGUUAUCUCAACUCUCCUAAUCUGCAAUACGAAAGUAGGUUUCUAUAUUCAUUCUUGAAGGAAAUUGGAUUAAACGAUAAAGAAACUGAACUCCUCUUGCAGCAGAACCCAUCUCUAACAUUGACAACUUUUGAAUCUAUACGAGCCAGAGCUUUUCUUUUACAGUCUGUUGGAAUUAACGGCACUGAACUGUAUCGUUUGGUUAUCAAAUGCCCAAAUGUAUUAACAGCUGAAGAAAUCCAUCAUUUCUUGCGCUUUGUACUUGAUAGUUUGCAAGGGGAGAUUGAGCCAGCGCAGCUCAUACGCCUUUUCACGACUACUGAUCCGAGAUUUUUGGUGGGUUUUGAUCAAAAGGUUAAGCUCUUAGUUAGUCAUGGAGUUCCCCAAGAAAAGAUUGUUCAUGUUCUCAAUAAUGUUAAUUUAACCAAGGCAAUGUGCUUUAAGCCAAUUGAAGAAAUCGAUAGAACCAUUACUUUCUUGAGCCGCUUUGGUGGGAUUGAUAUAAUUGUUAGACGUCCAAUGGUUCUUAAUUUUGACUUGGACACGCAGCUGAUUCCAAGAGUAGAGCUUCUCAAGGAGCUUAGUGGGGGAGAUGAAGACGCCACAGGGACUGUGUUGCGUAAACUCCCUGCUAUAUUGAGUUACAGUGUGGAGCAUACACGAGACCAUGUUGAGUUGUUGAGGUCAUUUGCUGGUCUAACUGAUCCACAAAUAUUCAGGAUUUUUCAAGUGUUUCCAAAUGUGGUUAGCGCCAGUAAGGAAAGGAAGUUGUAUCCUAGAAUUGACUUUUUAAAGCAAUGUGGAUUGAAUUCGGAUGAGAUAUUCAAGUUCUUGACUAAAGCUCCAUUGUUUCUCGGUCUUUCCUAUGAAGAUAACCUUAUGCAUAAACUUGUAUUUUUGGUGAAAAUUGGAUUUGGGUAUAAAACCAAAGAAUUGAUUGUCGCACUUGGAGCUGUAACAAGAACAAGCUGUGAGAAUUUGCAGAAGGUGAUUGGGCUAUUCUUUAGCUACGGGCUUUCUUCUGCAGACAUUUUGGCUAUGAGCAAGAAGCACCCACAGAUUCUGCAGUAUAGUUAUGGUUCUCUGCAGGAGAAGAUGGAGUACUUGAUUGAGGAAAUGGAUAGAGACGUUGGAGAGCUAUUGGCUUUUCCUGCAUUUCUUGGUUAUAAGCUUGAUGACAGGAUUAAGCAUAGAUAUGAAGUAAGAAAGAAAAUUAUAGGGAAAGGAAUGUCUCUCAAUAAGCUUUUGAGUGUGUCGGCUGAUAGAUUUUCAGCUGGGAGGAAGAAAAAUCCUAUUCUUGAUUGAUAAACUAAACAAAUUGUAAAAUUUAGAUGAAUUAGUUCAAGCGUUUAGUAACGGCUCUAAAUUGUUCCAUUUUACCGUUUAAUGGAUUGCUCGUCUCCCUUUUUAAUCCUUGUCCAUCUAUGAGACAUAGAAAUUGUUGUUUUAUCUGAGAUCGAGAAUAAACAGCCCGGUUUGGAACGUUGAA
Jatropha curcas is the source of this 1874-nucleotide messenger RNA. RefSeq names its product plastid transcriptionally active 15 (gene PTAC15). Gene Ontology annotation, biological process: regulation of DNA-templated transcription. The record is from RefSeq and is a predicted model, not a curated record. NCBI's taxonomy places the organism in Eukaryota, Viridiplantae, Streptophyta, Magnoliopsida, Malpighiales, Euphorbiaceae. Gene Ontology annotation, molecular function: double-stranded DNA binding.